This is a messenger RNA of Zasmidium cellare ATCC 36951, 1833 nucleotides long. RefSeq lists its product as uncharacterized. Gene Ontology annotation, biological process: carnitine metabolic process. Gene Ontology annotation, cellular component: mitochondrion; peroxisome. Lineage: Eukaryota; Fungi; Ascomycota; Dothideomycetes; Mycosphaerellales; Mycosphaerellaceae. The record is from RefSeq and is a predicted model, not a curated record. Bases 1 to 1833 code for a protein of 610 amino acids. The transcript is spliced from 3 exons. Gene Ontology annotation, molecular function: carnitine O-acetyltransferase activity.
AUGGUGGCUCAGCAACAGACGAGAAAGAGCAGUGGCCUGCCUGAGGGCUACCGGGAGGACCACGCCAAAGGUGCCAUGCUCAGAUACGAAGACUCCCUUCCCAGAUUACCCGUUCCCACCCUCGAGGAGACUUCGAGACGAUACCUCAAAUCCGUUCACCCGCUCCUCAGCCAAGCCGAAUAUGAGAACACAAAAAUGGCCGUAGAGGCCUUCACAAAGCCGGGUGCUAUUGGCCAUACUCUUCAAGAACGACUUUUGAAGCGUGCCAGGGACCCUAAGACGAAGAAUUGGCUUUCUGAGUGGUGGAACAAUGCCGCAUACCUCGGAUACCGUGACCCCAUUAUCCCCUAUGUCUCGUACUUUUACAGCCACAGGGAUGACAGGAAACGAAGAGACCCAGCUAAGCGAGCUGCUGCCAUCUCGACUGCAACCUUGGAAUUCAAGAGGCAGGUCGACGAGAACUCGCUCGAGCCUGAAUACAUGAAGAAGCUCCCCAUGGCCAUGAGCUCGUACAUCUGGAUGUUCAACGCCUGCCGUGUCCCAGCCAAGCCUGCCGACUACCCUGUAAAGUACUCUUCCCACGACCAUGAGCACAUCCUCGUCAUUCGCAAGAACGCCUUCUUUAAGAUCCCGCACACCCACAACGGCAUCCAGCUUAGCACAAAGGAGCUCGAGCACCAGUUCAGGCGAGUAUACGAAAUGGCCGAGAAGUCUCCGGCUGUUGGUAUCAUGACCACUGAGAACCGCGACAACUGGACCGAUAUGCGUGAGCGUCUCAUCAGGUCGAACCCAGCUAACAAAGCUGCAAUCGAGGCCAUUGAAUCUGCUUCUUUCGUUGUCUGCUUGGACGAUGCUACUCCAAUCACUCUUCACGAGCGCUCGCACCAGUACUGGCACGGUGACGGCAGCAACCGCUGGUUCGACAAGCCACUGCAAAUGAUCAUCAAUGACAACGGUACCUCUGGCUUCAACGGCGAGCACAGCAUGAUGGAUGGCACUCCAACGCAUCGUUUGAACGAUACGAUCAUGCACUGGAUCUUCAACGAGAAGCUCGACUUUGAGAACCCACAACUCCGAUCUGACAUCCCAGACCCAGCUCCUAUCAGAUUCAAGCUUUCUGGCGAGAACUACGCAGACGUCGCACUUGCUACCACCCACCACGUCAGCCUCAUCAGCCAGCAUGAGCUCCGCGUCGAGGCGUUCCAGGGAUACGGAAAGGGUCUUAUGAAGAAGUUCAAGUGCUCCCCCGACGCCUACGUGCAAAUGGUCAUCCAGCUUGCCUACUACAAGUUCUACGGCAAGAGCCGCCCGACAUACGAAUCCGCCGCCACUCGUCGUUUCCAAGAAGGCCGAACUGAAACCUGCCGAACCGUUUCCGAUGAGAGCGUGGCUUUCUGCGCUUCAAUGCAACAUCCACUGUCUACCGACGAGGAGUGCAGAGACCUUUUCAGGAAGGCGCUCUCCGCUCACACCGAGUACAUCACUGCUGCUAGUGACGGCAAGGGAUGCGAUCGACACUUGUUUGGUCUGAAGAAGCUGCUCCAGCCUGGUGAGGAUGUACCCGAGAUCUUUAAGGACCCGGCGUACUCGUACAGCAGCACUUGGUUCAUCAGCUCUUCGCAAUUGAGCUCUGAGUACUACAACGGAUACGGUUGGUCGCAAGUCAUUGACGACGGUUGGGGCAUGGCCUACAUGAUCAACGAGAACAGCAUCCAGUUCAACAUUGUCAGCAAGAACCUCGGCGCCGAGCGUAUGGCUUUCUUCCUGAACGAAGCCGCCCAGGACAUCCGGGCCGUCAUGGAGAGCGAGAGCGCGACCAAGGCCAGACUCUAG